This is a messenger RNA of Panonychus citri (citrus red mite), 3039 nucleotides long. Its product is annotated as nose resistant to fluoxetine protein 6-like. Lineage: Eukaryota; Metazoa; Arthropoda; Arachnida; Trombidiformes; Tetranychidae. Bases 561 to 2888 code for a protein of 775 amino acids. The transcript is spliced from 12 exons. The record is from RefSeq and is a predicted model, not a curated record.
AUCAAAUCAAAACCUAAAACAGCAAUCAAGUGUUCAACACAAAAACAACAACAACAAUUAAGUCUAUCAAAUGAUUAACAAUUAAACAUAUAAUAUUUUCCUUAAUCAUGUUUUCAAUUUAUUCCCAAUAUCAUCAAAUCAUUUGGAUAUUUUUUUCUUUCACAACAAAAUCAAUUUUUCUAUGACAAUUAAACUGGACCAAUUUAAAAAAAAAGUACCAACGGAAGUCAAGAGUAAUUAAAACGUUUCCUUUGUUUUAUGAUAACUGUAAUCAAACAUCAACUAAUCUGAUUGAUGUACAAUCGAUUUAAAAUCAAUGAUAACAAUUGGAUUAAAAGUCUUGAUUAAUAUUUGAGCUCAAAUGAGAAAAAAAUUUUCAAGUGAAAACUUCAAGUAUCUUCAGUUGAGAUGAAGUCAAAUUGAUUUUCCAACAGUUGAUCCUCUGUGGUCUCGAUAAUUAACUUUAAUUAUUUCACUUUAAGUGAUCAAGUUUCAUUCAAAUUUACCUGUGAAGUUUCAUCAAGUGUUAAUUUUGAUUCUGAUAUCAAGAUUUUGGGAUCAUGUGGCUGAUGAACAGUUUAAUUGUUGGAUAUUUACCAUUUCUACUGAUACAUUUAUGGGCUAAUCAAGUUAAUUGUUCUGAUAAUUCAACUCAAUUGUUACAAUAUCAUCAGAAUAAACUGUUAAUUGAGAGACAAACUCAUCUAAUCACAUCAGGAUUUUCUGCUAUCUUUUGGAAUUACCUUCGUAAUUUAAAUGAUUCAACAACAAUUAACGGUGUUUCUAAUCAAUGCUCAUCUUCACUGGAUAAAAUAAUACAAUCAACUUUAAAUGGUCAAGUUUGGGCUUUCAAGUUUAUAUCGUUUUCUGGUUCGAGGCCGACCGAUUUUCUUGACGGUUCCUAUGCAACCUUUGGUUCUUAUGAUUCUUGCCUUGAAUUUAAUCAAUUAACUAAAUCUAGUAAUCAAAGUGAAACAAUUAAAGGACAAUAUUGUUUAACUUCAUUGGAACCUGAUUUAUUGAGAAAUGAUCAAUCAGAAUCUCAAUUGUUGAGUGAAUUGUAUUCACAUCAUUUGGAUUCUCAGUUUAAUUUAACAAUCAAAUUUGGCCUUUGUCUCCCAUCAACAUGUUCACAAGGUGAUGUCCAACAAUUAGUUAAUCAAGCUCUAAAUGAUUACAAUUGGAAAUUGGUUGAUGUUAAUCAAUGUGAAGUUUUGGAAACUUUUUUCGAUCGGUAUUCAUCAGCCACUAUUGGUGUUAAAAUCUUCUUCUGGUUAUUAGUAUCAUUGAUUGUUACAAUUAUCUGGGGAACUCUGAUCGACUAUCAAGCUAAAUCAUCGACCAAUGAACUGGACUCUAAAUCGAAUCACAUUUUCUGGAUUAAACAAUUUUCAGCAAUUAAAAGUGUUCGUAGUUUAUUUCGUAAGCCUGAUUGCUCACCAAAGAUCAUAUUAUUAGACCAAUUAAGACUUACCUGUGUGAUGAUUGUUGUAUCGUUACAUGCGGUUAUGUGGUUUACCGUUAUCAAUGCUGGUUUCCUUGUUGAAAAUACAAGGAAAGGAAUUGAAUUGUACAAACGAUUUGAAAUACAACCAAUAGCCAAUGAUUGGAUUACUGAAGGUCUAAUUGUCGUUGGUGGAUUAAGUUCUGCAACUGUUUUAAUCAAGAAAACUACACCACAAACUCCGAUCUCCACUUAUUUAUAUUUAAUCUGGCGACGAGCAGCUCUAUUGAUUCCACCAAUUAUAACUGUGAUUAGCUUGGAAAUUGUUUUACCGCUAUUUGGAUCUGGUCCAUUCUUUAAAUCAGUUAAUCAAUUUAGAUCAACAGUUUGUCUUAAAAAUUUCAUUUUCAAUAUUUUACAUUUGCAAAACUAUUGUGAACCUUUGGAGAUUUGUGCAUCACAUACUUGGUCAAUUGCUGUUGAAUGGCAAUUGUUCAUCCUUUUAACUGUGGCAAUUUACAUCUACAAACGUAAUUAUCGAGCUGGAUUAGCCUUUAAUUUAUUCUUAAUUGUCGUUGGAUUCAAUCAAGUUAAUCAAGUUAUCUUACGACACAACAUAAUACCUCAUAUUUUAAUUACUUCAGCAAGAUUCAGAGAUAUUGCCGCUCGUAUGGGCGCUUAUUAUGUCUCUACCGAGUCUCACAUUUGGAGCUACUUUUUGGGACUUUUACUUUUAAUCAUAAUGCUUGGUAAUUAUGAAUCUAAAUUGGGAAUUAUAAUAACUAAGCUACGAUACAAAGUUAGCAUUGGCUUGACGAUUGUACUUUCGUUCACUUCCUUACCUUGGAAUACAUUUGGAAUGCCGAUUGAAUCAGUUACAACAAUUAUCUCAUCAACGAUAAUUAAGAUUUUAAUGGCUCUAUGGUGUUCUAUGCUUGUCUUCCCUCAUGGUAAAAAGUUCCGUUCAUUUUUAGCUGAUUCAAAGUCCAACGAUAUUUAUAUUUACUCCGAUGUCGAAAAUGAAAAUUUGAAUGGUGAACAAUUAAAGGCUAACAACGAGUUAAUAUCCGAAAGAGAUAAUGAAAAAUCAUCAGCAAAUAACAACAACAACAAUAACAAUGUCAAUCUAAAUAACAAUCAAAAAACAAUCUCCACAAUUAAUCAAUUUAAAUCAUCAGCUAAUUUCAAAUCUCUUCAUCGAUUUGAAAUAAUCCUCCGAUUAUACAAAUCGACCUAUUUUAUACAUACAAUUGUCUAUGCAUUUCACUUUACCACAUUAAGGACAUCACUUACUUACAGUUUGAAGAAUUAUUUAAUGAUAAUGACCACGUUAACGGCGACGGCUCUUCUUGGUGGACUCUUUUUUCACAUUCUAAUCAUUGGGCCUAUUGAGAGGAUUCAAUAUAUUCUGUCGAGAAAACCGAUCAAAUCAAAGACUCUUUAGUCUGACAAUUAACUAAUCACUUGUUCCUUUACCGCCAACAAUAGUUAAAUCAAUUAGUAUUAAUCGUUGAGAAAAGUUUUAAUUUUAAAAUUGUUCAAAGUCAUUUAUUCAUAUGUGCUAAUUUUAUAUUUAAUAAACAAUUAUUGAUGAA